AUGUAUACAUUUGGUAUAACUACAAGUCGAUGUUCUCUAUGUUAUGCUCUUUUAUCUACAAAUAUAAGUACAAAUAGCUCUUCAAUAGGUUAUUCAUCAUCUAAUAGACGACAUGGUAAUCGUUGUUCGGUAGCAUCUAUCGAACGUGUUCUUACUUCAUCAAAAAAAUUUCAAAAAUUAUGGCAUAAAAAUGAUAAUGGAAUAAUUAAUACUCGUUUAAUAUGUUUUCGAUGUUGUGAUACAAUACGACAAAUUGAACAAAUUCAAAAUCAUAUUGAACAACUUAAUAAUGAUCAAGAUAUAUUAAUGAAUAAAAUUGAACAUAAUCUUUAUAAACGUUCGCUUAUUCUUCAAGGACAAAGACAUCGAACAAAUUCUACAACUCCCUUCAUAUUAAAUCAUCAACAAAUCCCAAUAAAUGAAGAUGAUGAUACUGAAGAAGGUGAAGAAAAACCACGAACAGUAACUGUAACAAAUGGAUAUGGACAUACAUCACCUUUAGUAGUUUCAACAACAACAUUAGUUGGUGCUAAACGACGAAAAUCUAAAAUAGCACAUAGAAUUAAUACUGAAGAUAAAUCUUCAUUGCUCAAUCAUUCACGACAAUCAAAUUCACCCAUAUCUCAUCCACUGGAAAAUUUUUCUCCCACUCUUCUAUUUAGUCCUGAUUUAGCUAAACAUCAUCGAACAGGAAUAUUCUCAACUGGUCUUAAUGGUCAUGCUAAUGAUUUAGCAAAUCUUUCAUUUGGUUCAGCUUAUAAAUCUUUAACUUUACCAGCCGCAGCAGCAGCAGCAAAUACUCCACCAUUUAUUGACCCAACAACAGGCGCAUUAAUUGCAAUUGUUUCAAAUCCACAUCAUGCUGCAUUACUUGCUCAACAACAUCAACAAAUACUUAAAUCAUCAUCAUCAAUAUCUCCAUCAUCAACCAAUACAAUUGAUGAACAUGAUAUAACUGCUCCUAAAACAACAAUACCACCACAACUUCAAAAAAAAUUCCCUUGUCUUUUAUGUGGACGAGAUUUUUCAAACAAAUCAAAUUUAAAUCGUCAUCAUAGUAUUGUUCAUGUAGCUUUAAGAAAUUUUGAAUGUAUACGUUGUCCAAAAAAAUUUAAAUUAAGACAAGGACUUAAAACACAUAUGCAGCGAUGUCAUGGUGUUAAUGCAGAUGAACCAACAUUUGUUUUACAAAAACAUCAUGCACAUAAUCAUCAUCACCAUCAUCAUCAUUCAUCUUUUGCUCAAUCGAAAUAA
Adineta steineri is the source of this 1254-nucleotide messenger RNA. Lineage: Eukaryota; Metazoa; Rotifera; Eurotatoria; Adinetida; Adinetidae. The record is from the annotation of a GenBank genome assembly.